Molecule: messenger RNA, 15177 nt
Organism: Biomphalaria glabrata
Lineage: Eukaryota; Metazoa; Mollusca; Gastropoda; Planorbidae
Exons: 12
Coding region: 1060-4656 (1198 amino acids)
Biological process (GO): regulation of transcription by RNA polymerase II
Cellular component (GO): nucleus
Molecular function (GO): DNA-binding transcription factor activity, RNA polymerase II-specific; RNA polymerase II cis-regulatory region sequence-specific DNA binding
Source: RefSeq, a predicted model, not a curated record
UAACAAACGAGGCGAGCGACUUGGCCAAUUUUUGCCUGCUUAGUCAGACUUGACUGUUUAAGAAUACUCCCCCCCCCCCUCGCUACCGUCCUCGGAUUUUGAUGUGUGCCAUUUUUAAAAAGUAGCAUUGCAUAUAUUGUGUUAGUCGACUGGUACAUGAUCGCGGAUGUGUGUGUGUGUGUGUGUGUGUGUGUUGAGUUGGCGCACUAAAUUGUCUACAGGUAGUAAUGGCGUCAGACUAUUGAAUACAUAUAUACCGUCGUCUAUAAAAGUGACUAUAUUUUAUACAGCGAUUGCCUGCAUACAUGCAUGUGUGUGCGCGCAUCUGUGUAUGUAUGUGUCUGACUGUGACCACACACACACACACGCAAGGCAGACAUGUAUUGAGCCUGGGCCAGUCAUAUUGGUACAAUACGGUAUGGAUUAUUAUAACUCUUACAGUCACCGACACUUACUCGUUGAGACAGGAGAGGGACAAGCUAGGGAGGCAGUAACACGAGGGCUGUUAUUACGUUAUACUAUUUAGUGAGGAGACGUUGAUUCAAUAACACGUCGGGAUAGUAAUACAUGGCAUUGCUAGGGACUGCUUUUACAUUCACAAUGUUGGUUCUAAAGCUAUCAAGAAAUGAUGCCUCUUUUAGGUCAGCGGAGAUCUACGUUACAGUUUGAGAUCUACUGUAGUAGGAAAUGAUGUAAAAACGUGUCAGGCGUGAGGAGGAACAUAACGAGAAAACAACGGCGCCCCUAAAAAUACAAGACAGUUCGACUGUGAUCAGUAUUGAUGGCCGAGUGAGUCCAACAUAAACUGACCGGUGAGAGUACUACAUCCAACCGCCGGUCCAAGCUUGUAUGUGCCAGUCUUCAAAGCAACAUCGGACACUCCCUGCCCAGCCCUCUGUUUCCUCCAUCUAGCAGUAUCUCUUCAGUUGCAUUGUGAUAUCACCUCAGCCCUGUCUGGGUCAUUACCUCAGCCAGCUGACAAACUCUGCUUCUUGUGAUUCAACCUGUGAUCCUAGAGAUAGAGAGGGAGAGACCCAUGAAAGGCUUCAACGAAUCAGCAUGAUGUCGGAAACCAAAGUUCUAUGCGAGAGCUUCCCCAGGGGGACGCCCAACGGCACCGUGAACGGAAACAACAACAACGUGGACACUGUGGAGGGGGCCGCCACCGGCGAGCUGGCCAAGUCCAGGUCCAUCGACUUGAUCGUGCCCCGCGACGGCUCCGACGUGAGACGCAGCUCCUCCCACGGGCUCGACCUUUCCAAGGCGCCCGUAAACGGACAUUUAGACGAGAGCAACGGUUUGGACCUGACCAAACCGGAAAUGAUCAGCGCUGGAAAGUACCCCCGCUCUUCAGACCCUACUCCGUACACGAACGGCAUUCCAUCAGACAAUCAGCCAGCAUCCGUGGCCAUGACCUACGGGUCCGGCCGCUCCCUCAGUGCUGGCGAAUCUCUGUCUCCUUUCCGGGCUGACCCCGUACCCAACGGUUACAGCCCGGACAACCUCGCCAACGGAGGCGCGUUCAAGUCUAAAUAUCCAGACUCUUACAACAAGGGUCUUGACCUGGAUUCCAAAUACGAGAGCAGGUUCGGCUCAAAGCCCUUUGAGGCCUCAGCGCCGCCUUCCUCUCCCCCGUCCUUCGCGCCCAAACUGUCGGAGCCCUACAAAAUGAGCGAGAACUCGUUUCCCAAGCCAAUGGACGCUUACAACAAGAUAUUAGAGGAUUAUGGAAAUAACUCUCGGAACAACAAUAACAACAAUAUAAAUCCUGGUUCAAAGCUGGAUGAGGAUUACCCGAGCCCCGGAAAAAUGUCUCUUGAACCGUACAGUAAGCUUGCGGACUCUUACGCCAAACAAAUCGAGUCACUGGCCAACGGCUACAAACCCGAAGGGGGUUCAUUUAAGCAAGAAAAACCUUCCUCCCCGUCCGGGUACAAGAAAGAGUCACCGCCCCUGAUAGGAUUCCCCAAAAGCGAGCCCCUCCUGACGAACGGAAAUAUCUAUAAUUCAAAAACAGAUGCAGUGACCUCUUCGUCCUCGCAACCCACCGGCCAAUCCCUUCCCAGUAUUCUCAACUUCUCAGCCAGCCAUCUUCGCGGCAUGUCCUCAGGGGACGGCGGGCUCGCCAACUACUUGAACAGUUACGGCGGCGGUGAUUCCAGGGGUGACAGGGGCGGCAGCCAAGGCGGGAGCAGCGACAGUAUGUCUCGCUCCAGCCCGAACAACAAAUUAGCCUGCAGGUUCUGUGGGAAGACUUUUUCACAAGCUGGGUAUAUUAAGGCCCACGAAAGGCUCCACACAGGAGAGAAGCCCUUCGCCUGCUCGGUGUGCGGGAAGCGCUUCAGCGACCCCAGCAACUGGAAGAAGCACGAGCGAGUCCACGCCAACAACAAGAAGCAGGGUCACCUGAUGGACUCGCCGGAGACAAAGGUGAAGAAUUUGUUCCAGAAAUCCAUACCAUCUUUCGUGGCGUCCUCUCUCCACCACAGACUGGCUCUGCGGAUGGACCCUGGCGGACCAAUCAUGUGCAAGAUCUGCGGGAAAAUGUUCUCCAGCCAAAGCAGCCUCAGCACUCACAAACGCAUCCACACCGGAGAGCGACCGUAUAGAUGCUCCUCCUGUGGUAAAAGUUUCACACAAAUUGGUACCCUGAGAACACACGAGAGGAUACAUACAGGGGAGAAACCUUAUAUCUGCAAGGUCUGUGGCCGGACAUUCGCACAAAGUGGGAGCUACCGCAUGCACGAACGACGGCAUAUGGCGGACUCCAUACAGAGAUGUCAUAUAUGUUACGCCACAUUCUCCUCUUGGCAGGACCUUCAGCGCCACAUGGCGUCGCACCCACAGGUAACGCAGGCUAUCUUAGAGUUCGAAGAAGGCAAUCAAGGCAUUAUUGAUCGAUUAAACUCUGGUGACCUUGGAGGACAACUUGGGGAUGGAAGUAUAGGUCAAUUGGGUCACCCUGAUAGUGACGGUCAAGGUCAUGGUCACUUGUUACAAGGAGACUCCAGGGACCUGGGCGUGCCACAUCCACGCUGCCCUCCCCCGCCACUUAUACCAGAAUCAUUGUUGCUUGAGUCAGAGGCAGCGUUCCAUGUCCAGUCACAAGGUCUGUAUCACUCUCCUGGUCAGCUGCCUCCGUUCUCGUCCAUUCUUCCGUUCCGUCACCACCCUGGUGGUCCACCAGCGUUUCCUCCAAGCUUCCCUUCAGCCCUUGGACUGCUGGGGCCGCAGUCACUUCCGGUCACAUCCAACGCAGAUUUCUUGACCAAGCAUUCAUUCUUCAACGCCAUGUUGGGCGGGCCGCAGAUGAAACAUGACGCCCUGGCCAAACUGUCUCCCGGAUACUCCACCCAACCGCCACAGCAUCAUCUUCAGCAGCAGCAGCUCCUUCAAGAACAGCAGCAGAUGCCCAAGUCUCACGAGAAUAGCGACGGCACGGACGUGGUUAGCACCACAUCGGCCGGAAAGAGGAGCGAGGCCGAGCAGAGAGCUUCCAGCCGAUCCUACAGCCCAGACCGCAGGCCGGAGCUGGACCCGUUGAGCUUGCUAAAGGACGACAAAGAAAGCCCGGCGUUCGGUAGGAGCGUGUCCAGCGACGAUGGCCUGGCCAGUCCCGAUGACCACAACAUGGAGACCAACGGGGAGGAUGAUCUGGCCCACGAGAUGGGAGAUAACGAAAAUGACGAGGACACGGACAUUGAUGACCGAUACACCAAUGACAGGGGCAGUUACUCGUCCACUUCUCGCCGCUUCAGUCCCAGCGAGGACAGAGAUCGCCACAGGGAAAGAGAGAAAGACAGAGAGCGAGAUAGGGACCGGGAAAGGGAGCGAGAAAGAGACAGGGAGAGAGACAGAGAUCGAGACAGAGAGAGGGAAAGAGACCGUGAAAAUCGAGAAAGGGAAAGAGAAAGGGACCGAGACAAAGACAGUUUUAGGUCGAGAAAGCGAAGCCGCAGUUUCGAGCGAGAGAGGAGGGACAGUCUGAAAGAGAAGAAUUCAGCCAGUGGAAACUCUGGAAGCAGCAGCGGAAUGGGUCAAGCCGGACAUCGGGAUACCGAGUACAGCAACGAGGAAGAGCCGGAGAGAGAUGGCGACUACUACGACCAAGACCGAGGCUACGAACAAAGCCACAGCGGCCGAAGCAGUCGCGACAGCCGGCAUGAUGGCAUCUUCGACCACAUCCAGGCCAAGCACAAGGAGGACAGCCCAGGGGCGGCGCCCCUCAACGCUGGCGGGAGCAGCGAGACUGGGGACCUUCGACCACCCAAGAGGCUGAUCGAGCGUCAGAACCUCAACACCCGCAUGAUCCCUUCCUCCUCUUCCAGAAAGCAGCGGCACCCCAUGCGUAGGUUCAGCAGCGCUGGGAGCGAGCAGGAGUCUCCACAGUCCACGUCCAGCCUGCCGGUCAGCUCCACCACGGCUGAAGCCAUCGAGCGCGGGGACCUGGACGACAACGACCUGGUGGUCUUCCUGCUGACCAAAGGCCGGGUCCACAAAUGUGUUCACUGCCACAUGAUAUUCAAAGACGCGUCCCUGUUCCUACUGCACAACGGCUUCCACGCCCACGAUGAGCCGUUCCGCUGCGUGGUCUGCGGGUCCGUGUGCAAGGACAGGAUAGACUUCAACUGCCACCUAACCAGUCAUAUUAAAUGACUACCACCAAAAACUAUGCUCAAAUAACUUGUGACUUUUGAUCAGCAGACGACAACCUAGCCAGAUGUCUCGCAGCACACUCCACACUCCAAUGGAAAAAAAAACACACCAAAAACUCAAGUGGCAUAUACUUGUACAUAUUGUAAUAAAAUGAUAACCUUAAUUGGAUCAAAUCAUCAGUCUCAUUAACAACUUUAUAUAAACCUAAAUGGAAACGAUUCGGAUUGAAAAGCAGACACUAAGGUUGAAUUUACCUACAUAUUCAACUCAAAAUAUCUCUGGAGUUUCCCAGCAUGGACACUUCAGAAUCAAGAUGCGGACCAGUAUCUGGUGCAUUGUGUGCUGUCCACUAGUUCCCCUAUAGUAUCGGUGUUGUCCACUGUGGUCAGUGUAGUCAAUGGCUAGUUGUGUGAUAUUGUACACUCAAAAGUGCCAUAUCAUAGAACACUGUCUGGCUUUCACUUUUUAUUUUCGUAUUCUCAUUCACUUUGUACUCUUUAGUUUCGUAAAAAAAAAAAAAUUUUCUUCUAAAUACACUUUUUUUUUUCUGGUUUUUCUUUUAUGAAAUUUUGCAUAACAUUUUUUGUGACUCGACUGUUUCACCGUGAGAAACUAGAUCUGAAAUGUAUACAAUAAAAAGGGAACAUUUGAAUGCGUACAAAUUUUGGUCCACGCAUAACUUAACCAGAAAAAAAUAAAAAUGGGGGGAAAUGACCAUGACUUCAUUUGCUGGAUUUCUUUUACACAUGACUUACAGGGUGACAAUAGUCGUGUCUAUUCCAAAGUACCGGUACCUCAUUGAUGUAGUCUGUGUACUUUUUUUUUUAUAACUAGGUCAAAGCACUAUAAUUAGAGCAACGACUGCGGGCGAGAUCUUAGUGUAAUAACUUGACUUCAAACUAGGUCACUAAAAUAAAUCUCCCAUUGGGUCUUUUUUUUAAAUGCUAAUUCCUAGUAGGUCACCGAAACAAGUCUCUCUUCCCCCUUAUAAUUUCCUUAGUGGAACAUGUGUAGGCCUAUUGCUUACAUCGGGUCAGCUUUUUUUUUUUUUAUGUCGCUCCAAGAGAACAGGACACUGACUGCUUAUUGAUAUUCACGUGAACACGACGUAGUUGAUAUUGAUAUAUAUAUAUAUAUAUAUACACAAUGAACAUUCAUGUAAAAAUAUCUUUUUUUUUUCAUUUGUUGUUGAGAUGCAAUAGAAUAGACAAUUUAGCUGUUGUUUUAUCCUCGUCGUUGGUUGACUUCAUUACUGUUAUCUAUUUUAACCUGUUGUUUUUUUUUCAAAUAUGUUUUAUUUUGUGUUAAACAAAUAACAACUGGAAUCUCAAAGUAUACUCACUAAUCGUGAAAUGUGUGUUCGCUAUAAGUGUAUAAAUAUUUAUAAUGUACAUAGACACAUGUUAUGGAGAAAUGUCUACAAAGGAUACAUUAGUCUGUAUAUAUAGUGUAUGUUCAUAUAAAAAAAAAAGACUCAUGACUUUCCCCCCACCUCCCCCCUCCCCCCCCCCCCUGCAUAUCAUGAUACAACGUGUAUAGUUGUAUUCGAUGGACCAAAAUAUUGAAGAAGAAAUUUAAAAAAACAACUGUGUUACAUUUGUUGUAUUUGUCGGCGGCUCUUGACCACCUGACCACUGAAGGGAGGUAACGCUCUAUUCUAUAAUGACCCUUAGGGCUAAUUUCUUUAAAAUGGGUGUCCUUUCUUCCUAGCUAGUGCGAACUGGUAUCUAACAAACAUUUUUGUUUUGUGUGAGGUCGUGAGUUUUGGGGAUAAUUUCAUUUCGCAAGGUUGAGAGUUUAUCAGUUUAUAGCAAGGUGAGGACUGAAUGAACCCCCACCUGCCUCUCUUCUCUCUCCCUCCCUCUCUCUCCCUUUCUCUCUGUUUUUCUCUCUCUCUCUCUUUCACAAACCACCGACUUGAGCGUACUGCCCUCUGGACGUACUAAAUGUUUAGAGCCGGGCCUGGGGUCUCAAUUAAAAAUGGAGAUAUCUAAUUGUAUACAAGCUGUCUCUGUCUCAUCAAGUAGCUCCCCCCCCCCCCCAGGUGCCACUUCCUUUUUUUUUUUAUUUACCCACAAGUGCUCUACAAGAUAGCGCUCAGCCUGCACCCGUAGAGAGGUCACGUCCGUUGUGUGUUGACAAAUCUUUUAGGAGUUUAUAUUGACAUGGGAAACCAUCCUCUCUGUGUUUAUUUAUAGACUUUUUUUUUUUCUAUUAAAAUUUUCAAUUUUGAACUUUACCACUAAAAAAAAAAUUGAAAAAAAAACAAACAAAAAACUACUUUAAAUAUAAAAAAAAAAUCAUAGUCCUCAGUGGUCAAAGCUGCACAGUUUAAAUUAUUUGACCUUAUAUAUCCUAUUACUGUCCUUUGUAUGGUACAUUUAAAGUAAUCAUUUGAAUCGUGACACUUCGAUGGUAUGUAAAUGUUAUAUAUAUGACUAUACAUAAUUAUGAGCCAGAUGGGAGUCUGAUUAGACAUACAGCUCAUCUCUAUAUUCUUCUCUUUUUCUCCCAUCUUUCUCUCCUCUCUCUCUCUCUUUCUCUCUCUUCUUUUCUCUUUGUCUCUUUCUCUCUCCUAUCAACAUCUCUUAGUGUAGCAAUCAAUCCAUAGGCCAAACUCAGUGAUCCAAUUACCUUUUCUAAACUCAACCCUAACCCUUACUCUUGAAAAUAAAUACUGCAUUAUCCUCCCCGCCCACUACCCCCCCCCUUUUUGGGGGGCCAUUAUACAAUAAGCUCUGAUGGAAAAGCACUAAGUUGUCCCCAUUCCCCUCACAGUGCCCUCUGAGUCAAACGCAAUGAUACCUAGAUAUAGGCUUACAAACAUAUCUACAAUAGAGACCAUUUCCAAUAGAGCUAACAACAUUAUUUUACCUGGAUAGGAGUAAUAUAGUUUGGCAAGUCAUUUAUUCCCCUAAAAGUAACGUUACUCAAAGUUUGGCCGUUUCGUUGAGUACUGUCGUGUCGAAGUCAAAUCAACAAGAAAAGAAGAAAAAAAUCAAUAACAAAUAUUUCCUGAAGUCUUGUGAAACCUUUCAUCAUAGUAAGACAGAAUUUUAUAUUUUUUUUUUGUUGGUCUUAGCACCAAGUUCUGGGAAGUAAAUGUCCGAUUUUUAAAUUAUUUUUUUUUUAUCAAAUUAAAAGUUUAAGGUCAGACACUAGAUUUCUCUCACAGGUUCUCAAGUAGUAUAUACAAGGUACCCCAAAACAAAAAUGCUACUCAUAAGUAUGGUGUUCUUUUUUUCUGGAAAUAAUAAAAGAGGAAAAUCGAGUCUUGAACAGAUUGUAGGGUACGUAAUACAGAGUUAGCAGGUUUUUAAUAAAUACAUCAGUUUUAAAGUACAGCUCCACCCCGGGGUUUGACAACAAUGUUUUAGUUCAAAAGUACCAAAUAGUGAAAGUGGCGAAACUCUCUCUCUCUCUCUCUCUCUCUCUCUCUCUCUCUCUCUCUCAUUCUCCCUGAUACACACUCCCCUUUAUGCCAAAAGAUGUUUUCCACACCAUGACCGUGGCCAGAUCUUCAAAAAGCCCCCAAUGUAUCCUUUUCUGUUGCAUUGUUGUACGUCAGCAUUAGAGGUAACGACACACUAUCAACUCAUUAACUGACUGUCUUUCAGCCGUGAGACACACAUCCUACAGUGUUGUGAACUGUUGACCUGGAGGCGCACUCUGGGGCUCCACCCACACCCCCUCCCCGUCCCCUUCCAUCCUUAUGACUACCGUUAAUUGUAUGGCCCGCUUUUGCCGACACCUGUUAUUAUAUCCAUGCACGCCUAGUUGAUUUUCUUAUUGUUAAUUAUUAUUUUUAUUUAAUAUUGUUGUUUUUAUUCAAUUUUUAUCCAAGAUGACUAAAUAUGUGAUAUAACGGUGGCGUCAAGUUCAUUGGCUUAGAAUUCAUAUAGACGUAUGAAAAGUUUGAACUCAUACCUUUGGGUUAGAAAUAGUCGUAAAAGUGUGGAGGCAUGCUGUGACAGAAUCGCUUGCUUUUUUGAACACAUCGUUUUUGGAAUCUGACAACAACAACAACAACAAAAAAAGCCUUUGACUUUGGAGACGUAUUUACAUUUCUGAAAUAAUUAAUGACAGCGAUAAAUAGAAUUUAGUCCAGCACUGUAGUAUUUAGUUCUUGUCCAGCACUGUGGUAUUUAGUUCUUGUCCAGCACUGUGGUAUCUUUUGUCUUUUGUUCUUAUUUAUUUGACUUGCACUUCCGCAACCCCCCCCCCCCCCACCUUUGCACGCACUUUUCUUUUGUGUGACACAUCUGCUUUUGCUGAAUCGUCAUGCAGCAAACCCCCCCCCCCCUUUUCAACUCUUCUUGAUUCUAUCCCUCGUCCAGCCUCUUCCUGUCAGCUGACCACCCGCCAUCUUUGUAAAUGUGUUUAGUGGGCGUGUCCGCUAUGGUUUCAUUGAAGUGAAUUCAAUUCUUGUGUAUUGUUAAACCCCUCCCCCACCACGCGCCCCUCCACAAAGAUCUGAUGCCAAAUAUCGAUGUUUUGAACUUAUUCAACUAAAUGGCUGUUUUAUCUGUUUAUGUUUUGGUUUUUUCAAUGACUAUAAUAUUUUCAUGUUCUGUAUCUUUACCAUGUUGUACAUAGCUGGACAUAACGUGUGGUAUUAAUGAUGGGGCAGGGUGUUUUCACUAUGUAGAUAUUUUACAUGCAGUCUUCUAGGACAUUGAGAUAAAAACUGCAAUACCGACAGCCAUACGCUUUGAUUCUCUGUUUGUUACAGGGAAGUGAAUAUAAACAAAAAAUAAAUUUUAAUAACAUGAUGUCACUGACAUUAUUAAAAGAGGAAAAAAAAAGUUUAAUUUUUUGGUCCUAAUAUAUGACAUAAAAAAAGACCUUUAGGGUUAAUGUGACGUAAUUUUGUUGAAUAUUCAGAAAGAUAUCAACCAAAUUUCAUUACAGCAAAUCAACAAGUUCAUUCUUCUGUCUCGCAUUUCAUAAUAUAUGUGCACAUGUAAGUUUUAUACGAUGUGCAUCAAUUGGAUGUAUCUUAUAAACAUUUGAGCGGGGUCCUUUCUCCCCUCUGUUCUCUCCACACUCCCCUGCCCACCCCCCACCCCCUCAAAUGUCGACGGUUCUUAAACCUUUCCAAUUGAUUCAAAAACAAGAUCCUUCCGUACAUUCAAGGUGUCUAGGACUCCCAGAGUUUUGAGACUCAACCGUGACUCACUCUGUAUAUUGUUGUAUUUGUAUUAUCUCAGUAUUUCAAUGCGUGAUUCUAUGAUUUUUGUUGUUAUAUAUAUAUAUAUUUUAAAUGUUGGUAUAAGUAUAUUAUAUAUAUAUAUAUAUAUUGACAUACUAUAAAACAAAUAAAAACGCAUCUCCUGUCCGUUCAGCUAUGCGUAGUGCUAUGUAUUACUAUGUUACAUUAUUAUGUACAACUUGUUCCUUUUGUGUGUGUGGAUAUUCUUAGAAAUGAUUCAAUCGUCACUAGGUACUCGUCCCAUCAGUAAUGGAGAGCUCAAUUCAUUGUCGCUUGUCCUUAAACACAAAAGUAUUGACCUCUUUUAAGUUUCAUUGCAUAUGUUUCAGUACCAAAGCCACUUUAUAUAUGACAUGCUGUACAGUUGCCACAAAGUAGGGAGUGCGCUUGUAUUAGCCUGAGCUUGUCUUGUACCUUUUUUUCAAAGACUAAGACUGUAUCGUAUAUUAGUUUGGCAGUUAGGUCUAACCCUUCCACUGAGCUACUGCCAGCUUAAUGUUGGCAGUUAUAAAGUGCAGAAAGGGCAAGGACCUGCAUAGCGCCAAUCUGUAGCAGCAGCCAGAUGAAGAGCACAUAGAGGUGGCUACUACAGCCGCUUUGUACGUCUGUGAUUUCUCGACGACUAGUUAAGAUGAAUUGUUAUGGUAAAUGUCUCCUCCCCCCCCCCCCUCUAUUGUGUUAUUGUUUGCACCACAUUCUCAUGAACGGAUUCAACCUUUAUGUCCAAGAGUCCACAUUCUCAGAGCCGGACUUAACAUUCAUUUUUGUUUUCUAAAGUAAUUGCUAUUUAAUAUAUACUAUCACGAAAAUCUGUGUUUCUUUGCUUUUCCAUUUUUUUCUCUUCUAGUUUUCAUUGGCUGUUUAAUGGGUCACGUGACACGCUCUCACAUAUUAUUGUUUGAAACAAUGCUGCUAUUUCUCUCUCCUUUUCUCUCUCUCUCUCCCUCUCUAUCUAUCUAUCUCAUCUUUAAAAAGCCCAAAUCUAUACACGGUAUUUUAAAAUAUAUGUAAAUGUAAUGCAUUCAUAUUCACUUCUAUUGAUUUAUUCUUAACGUGCCAUAAUGUAGUUCUAAAUUAUUUAUUUUUGUUUGGAUAACACCGGAAGUGAGCUCUUCAUCUAUUUGGUUUCUUUUAUUUCCGCCUGUACAUAAUUUAAUGGUGUUUUUUUGUUUUUUAACUUUUGUGAAACCACACGACAGCUAAAUUCUUGUAUGAUGCUAAGGGGAACUCCAUGCAAAACCAAUGAUCUAGAUUUAGUACCUAUUUUUCGACCCAAAUGGCUAAUGUCUAUGAUCUACUCACUGUAAAUGUUUACUGCGUCUCAUUGUUCAACUGUCCACUUUAUGCCACCCCUACCCCUCUUUCACACAGAUUAGAUUUUGAUAUUUGAACAUUUUUAAAAUGUCUUUGAUAUAUAUGUUUGUUUGUUUGUUUCAUUCAAUGACUUGUUAGUUAUAAAGUUGUGCGGUAGUUUGGUUUCGUUGUGUCAUUCGAUGUCAUUCGUGGUCAUUGUCAGCGUGGCGAACUGACUGAAGCCUAAAACUUCAGCAAAACUUAUGGCCGGACACACAGUAUCUUGUCAUACAGAUCAGUCAGAAUACUAGCACCUAUAGCACCAUGUUCACCGGCGCCCUAUUCACUAGCACCUUUUUCACAGGCACCCUAUCCUCACUUUUUUGACACACAGGGUCUCAUUCUGUCUCGCUCCACACUUCCCCCUUUCUCAAUCGUCCAAACAUUUUGAGUUUUUACACAGAUAUUUUAUCAUACAUAUAUUGAGUUAUUUUUAAAACAUUCGUGUUGUUACAUAGGUUAGUGACCCCCCCCCCCGACCUUUAUAUUUUUCUAUUCACGGCUCCGGUCUGCCAUCACGUCACUGACCCUAAUAGUUGACUAACAUACACUAGAGAUUCUAACACUAACAAGUUCUUCAGAAACCAAAACCUGGACGAGCUGAAAACAAAAAUCUCUUUGUUGACGAUGUUUACAAUCUGUUUCAUUCCAUUUCAAGUUAAUAUUUUCUGAUGUAUAUUGUUCAUGCGUCUCAUAAUUUUUUUUUCUCUUUUAAAUGGCAUAUGUCAUCUUAGUGGGCAGCGUUAGAUGUCAUGGCAUAUGUCAGUGCGUUUUUUUUUCUUUGUGAAGGAUUUGAAGUUGUUUUAUAUUUUUAAAAAAAAUAUACGUAAAUACUUCGUUACAUAAUAUGAUAGCCAUUUGACAGCGUUACUUGAGAUGGCAGAGUGACACAAGUCAUUUAUUAUGACACUACAGCUAGCGACCCCUAUCUGUCUACACUGUUAACUGUGAGUCUUGCUUUUUUUUUUUUUGAAAAUAAAUUUGAUAUCGUGUUAAAUAUGUCCAUUAAACUAUUGGCAGCAUAAUCUGUUACUUAACGCAGGCCUAUGUCGUCGUCAGUUACUGGUUUCAUUGAGUUGUCAGUCUCAAGUGUCAUGUAGAUGUCAGUCACUGGUGCAAUGUAUUAGUCAUUUGUUAGUUCCUUUUAGCAGUUAAUGUGCCCUACACUUCAAACCAGCAGAUGGCGUUUACUUAACAGACAAUCUUGAAACGAUGCAGCCAUCUUUUGCUAGGUUCGACAUAAGUCAGAGACGUAGGUUUGACAUAUGUCAGACAAGUAGGUUUGACGUAUGUCAGAGAAGUAUGCUUGACAUGUUAGACACUCAAUACCAUGCGACUGGCAUGUAGGAUAUUACGGCAUACUGUACUGUUGGCAUGCAGAUGACACAGUUUAAAACAUCGAGCUAUGUUGGCUGACAUUUACUUGGUACUAGUGACUGGAAGUUGACAUUUGGCACCAGAGGGCGUUGAAUGACAUGCCCCCCAACCCGUGUGUCAAUUAGAACGCCGAGGUUCUCAUUAUGUCUAACUUGAAUGGCGAAGUGCACAUAGAAGAACUUUUAAGGAAUAGCGAUGCACGAUACUACAGAUUAAAUCACUCGUCUCAUAAUCCAUAUCAAUAGAUAACACAACACACAGAAGGCGCUGUGUGACCCGGUGCUUCAACAGAUAUUUUUUUUUGACAUUCUCCAGCGCUCUUGAGCGCACACACAUAUAUUUUAAACCACGUCCACCAUUGCCAUCUCUCCAUCUUUGUUUUGACCUUCACAUUUUAAUUUUGUUUUGUGUGUGUCCGAGGCUGUCGUCUGCACUUGUUUCAAAGCGAGGCUAGCAAUAAACUGCGGAAGUGCAACAUCUUUUAUCAUUGACACAUAAUAUCACGAGACUAGGUUCCUUUUUUGUUGUGUUUUCAUAUGACAGUGCCAAGUGAUGACACUGUCAGCGAAAAGAAUGCAAUGCUAUUCCCGUGGCAGUCAGAUAGGUUUUAGUUUAUUAAAUGUCUGGAAUAUUGAGUCUCGCCUGAGGCCUAUUUAGUAGCAGUGAUCGCUGAUACUGCCCGACAUCAAGUUAUCUAUGAAUGACACUAUUAUCUUCUGUUGUAUCUCAACCCAAACUGUACCAAAGAUUUAUGUAAAUAGUAUGUAUAGCAUAAACUCCAUAUGUUCAUUGUUGUGACGGAUACAUAUGAAAAAAAAAACAACAAAACAACAUACAUCUUUUGUUUCGUUCAGUUCGUGAAAAGCAUGUUCCAUAUUUUUAAUGACUUUCUCGAUAAGAUGUAUUUUUAUUUCCUUUUUUCACCCUUUCUCAUAAUAUUUUGAUUUUGUGUUCCUAAUCCUGUGUAUCAUUUUCUGUGUAAUUCAUUCUAGAUUCUGACAUGUUGUUAUAUACAUUUUAUGUUUAAAUAUUCUAGUUAUUUAUUGGUCCAAGCUUUUUUUUUCUAAUUGUACAGAUAUAGAUCUAUAGAUCUAAAUCUAAAUAUAUAUUUUUGUACGUAGGGCCUACUCAGUAAAUAUGUCAGCCAAAUGAGUUAAAAGUUUCUAGUGAACUAAAGCCCAAAAUGGCACACGGGGAACCACAACGUAUUUUUUUAAAAAUCUGACCACUUUUGCAGCUGUCUAGAGAUCGAUACUCUCUCCCUUGACAAUUUUUUUUUUAAAUACUUAAACCAAAGCAACACAGAGUGGGAUUUCUUUAUAUCAACUCUAGGGCCCUUUUAUUCUCAUGUAUAUGCUAUAUUCCACUAUUUAGUUCCUUUGUGUUUGCGUGUAAUUGUUAUAUUGAACCACGUGACUUGAGCGAUACCCUUACAUUCACAGACGUUAUUUUAUUUGUGACGUACACUUCAAGAAACCACCUCUCUAUGCUAUAAUUCAGUUUUUGUUUUUUUUUACUUCAAAGUAUUUCAUUGACCUCGAUAUAAUAUGAUUCAAUAUUUUAACUUUUUUUAAUUAUUAUUUUUUCGACGUUCCUCAAUUGGUGAUUCUUAACUUGUGAGUUUGACCAGAAUUAUUUUUUUUUAAUGGAUAAUUCACUUUUGUAAAAUAUAUGUGUGUGUAAUGUACUUUUAAAAAACUAUUGUCUACACACACACUCGGAAACGUGUAUAAUUCAGUUGAGAGAUGGGUCAAUGGAUGCAUAAGUAAAUAUGUAUAGGCAAGUUUCUUUUAUUAAAAAAAAAAGCAACAACUAAAUUAAAGUAUUCCACUAUUUAGUAAAAGUGAAGAUGUCAUCAAUCUAAUUUUGUUUUUCUAUGUGAACCACCGUGAACAUGUUUUUGCUUUUUUUUCCUCGGAAAGUUCUUUGAACUAUUUAGAUUAUUUCCCAGUAAGUUGUUUUGAAAUAUAUAAAAAGAUAACAAAACAAAGUUUUAUUCAUUAAAAACUCCACGGCAAUGUCUUGGUGAACACAUUUCAGGAACAAAUUUGAAAAGAUCACAAAGUAUUGUAGCUGUUUGUGCCAGUGAUAGAGAAUCAUUUUGAAUAUUAGUUUGAUCAUUUGUGUUUUGUUUCGGUUACCUUUGGAUAUUGUUCACUUUAUAUUUUUAUAUUUUCAACGUCUUCUGUACACUUUUAAUUUCUUCCUGUACAUGAAACUUCUGUGUUGUUCAACGUAGAGAUACUACGAGUCACUGUUUAGAUUUUUGUUGAGUCUCCUCACUACAACAGUCUGGGUUUUUUGUUGUUUUUUUUUUCUGUCACAAGUGAUAGAGUCAUUUUAUGUUUGUUUAUUAUUAAUUACAUUUUAUUUGGGUCAGAAUCAUUGUAUUAUCUCCCUUCCCUCCUUAAAUUAGCUAUCACGUGAAUGGAUCAUGUGACAUGUUCCCUACAUUCAUAUUUCAACAAGAAAAUUGUGUCUCUUAUAUUUUUUUUUUCUUUUCAAGAAGCUGACCUGUUGAUUGUGCUUCCAGCAAACAUUGAAACAAAUAAAACGCUUUAUGUAGUAGUGAGAUGCAA